CUUUUUCUUAAAUGUCCUUGAGAGCGCGAACGUACAACUGCUUCUCCUUCACCAUUGCUGCAUUCUGUACGGAGCGGUUGACGCGAUGGGGACGGUUGCCAUGAGCGGAACAGGCAGCACGUUGCUCCUUGUCUGCGCUGCAAUGACGAGCCUCUGGGGUUGGGGAGAUGCAGCCCUGACGCCUUGGUGCAGCGUCGUGGACACCGCCCUGGUGGGUUGGAAUGUCUCCUCGAUCCAUACCAGGACGCAUAAGCUGUGCCACGUUGCUUGCCUGGAAUCAGCCAAUUGCUCUUCGGCCAACUACUGGUGGCAGAGCAAAGUCUGCGAGUUGAACACCUUGUCGCACCAGAGCGUGUCCGAAAGUCACCUGGUCAAGGCGUCGGGGUCCAUCUAUACCUUUGCUGAUCAGAUGACUGGAUGCACCUUUGCUUCACACCCGAGUAUUCACUUCACUGGACGCAAACAUUGCGGUACACGAGACCCCAAGUGGCAAUUGGUGUUUAAAGGCGUCGCUGGAACUGGAGCAAAAUUGUACAAUAUGUGGACCAACGAGAACUGGGACCCGAGCGUGGAGAUCAGUGGGAGUUGCCGGGACAAUGACCUUCACAGAGCUUGGCGCAACGGGCAGCUAAAUGUAAAACAGGUCAAGCUUUCCUUGCAUAACAGCACAGGGGAGACAGCUGAGUUAAUAUUCAAUGGGACUGGGUCAGACAUCAGGAAUUGGUUCAGGCAGGACAGACUCACAUCAUCCCCGUGGGAUGAUCUCAGCUCUUCUUCGCUCUUUGGAGGCUCUGUUAACUAUUUCAGCAUCGAGGGUCACGGUCAAGUGGAUCGGCGAUUCUUCAUUAACAGCAACUACGGCGGUUGUAAAAUUGAUAAAGGCUGGUUGGUUGUGACCGAGUCAAAUUCACAUGGAUCAUGUUGUUGGGAGCAACGCAAGUCAGAGUAUCCCUACCCAAUCAUACUCUACAGCAGAGGGAACAAGUCGGUGGUGUGGAAUAAUGUGUUGUCCAAUAAUGGAACGGUUGGAAGAGCGGACAGCAUGACAAUCCACAUCGAUUUCGAACACGCCUGAUCCCAAACACUGUUCGCUGGGCUGGUCCGUAGAGAGGGGGUCAGGUGAAGAGCUAGAGGCCGCAAAACUAGAAAAACCUCUAAUGGGAAGCUAAACCUCUUAAUGAUGCGAGUUUCAAGUUCCUCUCAGUGUUUUCCAUCUUGUGAACUUUAACCUUUUGGGGGCUGACAAAAGAAUAAAAAGGGGUGGGGUUGGGGCUUAUAUAUGGCUUACUGAAGGACCUUGUCAAAAAUUUAGUUUAUUUCUUGGCAUCUUACUAUAGUUUGAAUGGAAAGCACAUUCAUAGACAGCUUGUGGUCGUCGAGAUUACGGUAUUUAAGUUGAAAUAUUCCAGAUUGUAAAUUUUGCACCCAAAAUUGUAAACUUUGGCUGCCACACGUAAGUGCUUGGCUGCUACCACAUGGCGUAGGGCACAAGGAAAACUUGGUGGGCCGCCAGGCGACUUCUGAAGGUUCACGAUUCCUUACCUUUUUCGGGUCGGGCUGCUGACGAACUGUGAUUCAGUACGGAUAAUCGUGCCGUCAAUCUGUAUUGCACUUUGAAAUUUCGCAGCAUAUACUUUUCAAUUGAACAUAAAUGGUACAUGCAUUCUUCUGCAUAUUCAAAUAACAGUCGAAAAGGAAAAAUCGAACGUCUUGGUGACAUUGAGGCACUUGUGCGAUUCAUUAUUUUCGCAUGGACGACAUUGUGUGUUAGUUUUAGUAACAAAGUGAUGGCACACGCUUAUUGAAGUCUCCACAGCAGUUUGGUAAAAUGCACCACACGAGUGUAAAUAUGAAUACCUGGGCAGCAUGCAUUUUAAAAGUAGGUUCGUCGAAUAAACGAGGUUAUUGUGACCAGACGUGAAUUUUAGGCCGCCCCUAGGGGUAGGGUGGUAGGUCCAUCCUCCGUAUUGGACGAUGAGACACGAAGAAUACUCCCCCAAGGAUGAGUCGGACACCGGAUAUGCUAUCAAGUAUUUAUUCUAAGUGGGUCAUCAGUCUCAUCUCAGCACUGGAGUUUGCGCCUGAAAAUAAAUCCUGUAUGUAAAAUAUUUAUAUAAUUGUUUAAACUAAAGAAAUAUUGCAUACAAUUUAGUCAUACAAUAGUUAUUAUUCUCGAAGUAACAAAAGUGGUCUGCAAAACAUGUAAUUGAAAUAUAACAAGUGCACUUUGAUAAAUUACCCCGGUGUGGUAGCUCAGACAGUGACGGGUUCGAGCUAGGUUUGCUGGCGUCAGCCUAAGCAUAUAUGCAAUUAAGCCCCCCAAAGUCUCGAGCUGCUGUCAAAACACAAUACAGUACACAUUCAAGUACAGGAAUAUAAACGACACCAAUAACAACAUCCAUCAGCAUAUGUACAUGCAGUUGUAAGGGGAACGUACAUUGUAUAAUUAUAGAAAGCCCACUCUUGACAUAAAAGUUUAACCACGGAAAAUGUUGUCAUGCCCCACCGAUGCAAAGUGCAGUCCCACGUAUGCGCUGUACUGUAAUAAACAGCGCGUCCGUUACACACGAGGUCUACCAUGCACAGUAGAUGCAAUGUGACAUGUCUUGUUUAUACGUAACGUGUCAGGCAUAGAAAUCUAUUGUGAAGGAAUCCCACGAAUAGGAUUAAGAAAACACUCCCAAAAUGACUUAAAAUACCAUAAGCCUCAAGUAUAAUACUAACUCAAAUGCUCUUUGGCGAUCAGUGGUCACGAUGACACCAGUGUAAUAGGGGUACGUAACCUAGAAAGGGUACUGAAAGCAAGGAAUUUGGGGACAACUUUCCUACCUGGGCGUUGCUCAGCUCGCAGUGGCGAUAAAAUACCGCACUCUGGAAAAUCUGUAUUGACUGUACAUAUACAUGAGGUACACAAUUUGCACAGAUAAUUCAGUAAUUGAAAUUAUUAAAAAACGAAGACAAUGUAGUUAUGAGAUCUGCACCCAGAAAAGUAUUUACAGAAGGAAACUUAAGUCGCAGUGUCCUUCCAUGCUUCAGAAGAGUGAAUUUAAUUCUGCACUAAGCACUAUUCAGGUGCAAAUAAAAUUAUCUGGUGCAUCUGUUACUGAUUUCCAAUAAAAAGCAACGUUUUAUCCUAACACUUUGGGACUUUUUUUCGUCACGGUCGGGAAUCACUCACGUGGUGAAAUAUGACACUGUUUAUUUUCUGCCAUGGAGAUGUUUAGAUAUUUGCAGUGAAACUGUAGCCUCGUAGCCCAAUACUGUUGUCGCCGUACCCCUUUCUCAUUUCACCUGCUACUCUUGGGCGGCUAAGGUUUGCAGAAACUAUACCCUUGGCUGUGGCAGAUUUUAUCCUUUCACCUAAAUGUUCAUUUUGGUGUUUUGAUAGCUGCAUAAGAAUCUUGAACCUUUCCCUAGCGGCAGGUAAAGGUUUUUAGGUUCACCAGCAACUGUAUGGUAAGCAAAAAAAGGAGGAAACCCUACAGUGACACUGGCACAUUGUCGUUUGCGUGGUGUUUCUUUGUAAUAUAGCAUAUUUCUUUAAAUCAAGUAUUUAGCUUGGGGAUCAAAAUAGUGUAGAAAUAAAUUAUCUGAGACUUAA
Acanthaster planci (crown-of-thorns starfish) is the source of this 3601-nucleotide messenger RNA. RefSeq lists its product as uncharacterized. The record is from RefSeq and is a predicted model, not a curated record. NCBI's taxonomy places the organism in Eukaryota, Metazoa, Echinodermata, Asteroidea, Valvatida, Acanthasteridae.